This is a messenger RNA of Colletotrichum scovillei, 1227 nucleotides long. RefSeq names its product C6 finger domain-containing protein. The transcript has 5 exons. The coding region runs from base 1 to 1227 and encodes 408 amino acids. NCBI's taxonomy places the organism in Eukaryota, Fungi, Ascomycota, Sordariomycetes, Glomerellales, Glomerellaceae. The record is from RefSeq and is a predicted model, not a curated record.
AUGUUAGCAGCCGCAGGGUCCUCCGGGUCUGGCCGUAGUCCGGCUAUCCCGUCUCAUGCUACCGAUGCCUCCGUUUCGCCGGCGGCGUCGGUGUUCCAGCCCAUGCAGGCCGUCGAUGAGAUAUUCGACUAUGCCAACUUCUUGUGGGAUGCUGGCGAUGCCUGGCAGCAGGUCAACCCAGAACCUGGUCAGCAGAUGAGCCUUGAUGGGCAAGUUCUCAGGAACCAGUUCUCGGGCCAGCCUCUUGGAAGCCGGCAACCGCCGCUCAUGAGUAGCCCGCCGAAUCUCACCUUUCCAGAUCGGACUGCUAUGGAUGAGCUGCCAGACCCAUCACCAAUCCCUGAUGCUAGUAGUCAGUCAGAGCAGGCCAUGGCAUUACAUACGCAGAAGAAGUGGCUGGCCGUUCGACAGGUUGUCGUCGACAUGGCAGGUGCGUCGCAAAUGGUCAAGUGGUCGGUACUCGCCUUCUCAAACCUGAUGCUAUCACGUCGCGAAGGCUCCUGGCUAGCCAGUCCGGAGGAUCAUUAUCAAAAAGCCGUGUCGGAAGUGGCUACCUGUGGCGAUGAGUCGUCGCCCGCGACCGACAAUCCGAGCUCACGCAGGGAGCACCUCCUCGCGACGCUCUUCUUCCUCAGUUAUGUCGACAUCCUCCGAGGUCAGAUCAAGGCUGCAGACUCGUUCCUUAAGCGGGCCUACGGGCUGUUCCAGCAAGGCGAGAAGAGCAGUUUUGCUCCUAUCGAGAAGCAAUUCCUGCAUUUCGAUGGAGGAGGCGCAGACUCAACCAGGGAGGACUUUGGAGAUGGUGACAUUGAGGAUGUCCUAUUCCAAGUUCUUUACCACCCCGGUAUUGUCUUCUUCCAAAAGGUUCAGAGCUUCAUGGGUCGAAUAUCGAAGAUCGACCCUUGGCAUAGGUCACGUGGCACCGUCGAGGACGAGACGGAGAUCCGACGCCUAGCCCGACUACUGGUUGAUUCACUGGAUGCAGAUAACUCGUUGCCGGUCAACAUGCUUUGGCCUUUACUGAUGCUGGGGUCGGAAGAGCAGGACCCCCAGGAGAGGAUAUGGAUAAAGACCCAGAUCCUGCGCAUGGAGAGCGUUGCCGGCAAUGCGAAGAUCACUGCCCAAGUUCUAGAAGAGGUGCAGGCUAGGCAGGAUGCUGAGAAGGUCCGGGUUGACAUCCGAUCAGUCAUGCACGCAAUCUUCAACUCAUGUUUUGCUAUUGUCUGA